Molecule: messenger RNA, 825 nt
Organism: Ophidiomyces ophidiicola
Lineage: Eukaryota; Fungi; Ascomycota; Eurotiomycetes; Onygenales; Onygenaceae
Exons: 1
Coding region: 1-825 (274 amino acids)
Source: RefSeq, a predicted model, not a curated record
AUGGACUAUUUCUGCGACAUAUGUGGGGUAGUCGACAAUAUUCAAUAUGAAUAUGAACCGUACAAGACGGUGCCCCGUGAACCCGAUCAUGAAGAGACUGUCGAGAUUGUAUGUGAAGCUGAUCCCCACGUGCACCCAGGUGACGUGGAUAUUCUUCUAGGCCAAGUAAUUACACCUCAAGCUGGAGCCUUCAUGAGCACCACUCAAGCAAUGGCCGCGAUGGAGAAUUGGAGCCGGCCUGAAAAUUUUCUUCGAUCUAACGCGAGAGCGGCUGAGAGGUUAUACAGAAAACUCUACUUCGACCAAGAUUUUCAACGGCUUCCUGUGAGAAUAAUUGUUCUUGCCAUCUUUAAAAUAAUGGACAGAAUCUUUUUCGCGCAGGCUCUGUGGACGCACGUACGCAUUGGCUUGGGAAAUAAUUUGGGUUCCAUAAAGGCACUAGGAGAGACGAAGUGUGGAGUUUACCCCCUCGAAAUACAAUUAUCGAGCAGUGAUCUGAACUGCAACCGCAAAAUAAAGAGUAUUAAAAGACGUGUUGAUUUGAUAGUCGAGGUUCUGAUCCACGAAAUGUGCCAUGCCUAUCUCCCAGUGACAACAGGCAGGCUGGGACAUCCAGACAUCGAUGAGUAUGGUGGCAAGAUACGUGAUGGCCACGGCGUUUACUUCGGGAGCCUAAUGGGGUUCUGCCAGAGGAUGCUUGACACCGUCGGAUGGAGAGUGGAUUUGAGUGUGAAAGGUCGCUUUAGAGUCUAUCAAUUCUCAUCUCCUGAGUGGUCAUUGAGGGAAUUGCAGACAGCAAGGCGAACAUCGAUUAGAGCAUGGUAA